Saxophila tyrrhenica is the source of this 795-nucleotide messenger RNA. RefSeq lists its product as uncharacterized. The record is from RefSeq and is a predicted model, not a curated record. The transcript has 3 exons. Lineage: Eukaryota; Fungi; Ascomycota; Dothideomycetes; Mycosphaerellales; Extremaceae. Gene Ontology annotation, molecular function: protein binding. Bases 1 to 795 code for a protein of 264 amino acids.
AUGGCUCCCACGAUCGAUGCUCGAAACUUCUUCGACCAGCACGAAAUCGCGGACACCAUCAUCAAAUGCGGCACCCGCGAGUUCAAAUGCCACAGAUUCGUGCUCUUCACCGCAUCCGACUACUUCAAGAAGCUGCUCAGUCCGACUGGCAGAUUCAAGGAGGCCCGUGAAGGCGUCGUCGUACUCAAGGGACAUGGUCCGCAGGCAGUCGAAGCGGUCCUACGGUACAUCUACAGCUUCGAGUACGAGGAUAUCAUUGGGAAAGACAAGAUCAAGUCUACGCCAGAGUACCAUCUCAGCGUUUACGCCGCCGCACACGAGUACCAGAUGGAGAAGCUUACGGCCAAAGCCUUCGCCGCCAUGGAGAAUGCUUUGUCUAAGGUUCAAACUGGGAUCCCGAUCACCAAUGGUGGCUACGGGCCAAAUGAUGUCUUCGAGCUGGUGAAGUUGCUCGCAGCACACAAGGACUACCACGCAGCAUUUACGGAGAAGAGCCACGAACUUGUCCGGAAGCACCUUGCCGCAUUGAUGACAUUAAAGACAUUCCGCGCAUGGCUCGAGCAAGACAACAACCCGGCUCUGAAAUUCGUCUUGGCGGCCGUCGCGAACCCAAGCACUGUGGAACUCCAGAUCUGUCACACAUGCCUCAAAGUGGCUGUGGACGAUCCUGCCUUGGAUCACCAGUGCUCGUACGGCCUCGCCGGCAACUAUGCCUGCGGAAGACUUACGAUCCAUUGCGGCAAGCAGAUGAAGUUUACGAAGAUCUUAGUUUGGGCAAUGCUUCUUCGGGGCUAG